Molecule: messenger RNA, 1775 nt
Organism: Gastrolobium bilobum
Lineage: Eukaryota; Viridiplantae; Streptophyta; Magnoliopsida; Fabales; Fabaceae
Product: probable protein phosphatase 2C 76
Exons: 9
Coding region: 367-1446 (359 amino acids)
Biological process (GO): protein dephosphorylation
Cellular component (GO): cytosol; nucleus
Molecular function (GO): cation binding; protein serine/threonine phosphatase activity
Source: RefSeq, a predicted model, not a curated record
UUCAUUCUCUUUCUUCCUUCCGUCGCUUUUGCCAAAUCUCGCAACUCUUCUCUUCAAAUCUCUCUCUCUCUCUCUCUCUCUCUCUCUCUCUCUCUCUCUAGGGUUUCAUUCUCAUUUAAGAUUCUCAAAAACAUAUACUAUCUUUAAUUGAUUUGAUUCUUCUCCCAACAUCUACCUGUUUCGGAUUCGGAUCUCAGCCGUUACCGCUGUUAUUUUUUUCUGCGUAUUUUUUAUCCGAUCCGAUACUCGAACAUUCGAUCCCUGAUCCCUUAAUGAUUACAUUACAGUAGCUUAGAGAGUUCAAUAUUCAAGCAGGUUUUGAUUGUGGUGCUUGCCUUUUUUUGGCUUCUGAAGUUUGUCGGUUAGAUGGUAUGCUGCAGUUGCGUGAGGUUUUUGUUUGUUCGAGCUGGUACCUUCGGCAACAGAGUGAAAAUCAACGGCAUCGGGAGGAGUUUUCAGGCAAUUCCCAGUGUUACUUAUUCGCCAAUUCGUGAAUUUAAGACAAACAUAGGGAUGAUGGUUGAUACGGGUUCUAUGUCGAGGGCCGGACCCCUUGUUGAUAUGAUGCCAGAGAAAGAUGAUGAUGGCCGGUUUGCCAGUGGAGGGUGGAAAAGUGAAGGUGGAAGACUUAGCUGUGGGUAUUCAAGUUUUAGGGGGAAGAGAGUGACAAUGGAGGAUUUUUAUGAUAUUAAAACAUUGAAGAUAGGUGGUCAAUCAAUAUGCUUAUUUGGAAUAUUUGAUGGUCAUGGUGGUUCUCGUGCUGCAGAGUAUUUGAAGGAACAUCUCUUUGACAAUCUCAUUAAACAUCCGAAGUUUUUGACAGAUGCCAAAUUGGCUAUAAGUGAAACAUAUCAACAGACUGAUGCUGAUUUUCUGGAUUCCGAAAAGGACAACUUCCGGGAUGAUGGCUCUACAGCUUCUACAGCGGUCUUGGUUGAUAACCAUCUUUAUGUAGCUAAUGUUGGAGAUUCCAGGACUAUAAUAUCGAAAGCUGGUAAAGCAAUUGCUCUCUCUGACGAUCAUAAGCCAAAUAGAAGCGAUGAGCGGAAGAGAAUUGAGAAUGCUGGGGGUGUUGUUAUGUGGGCAGGUACUUGGAGGGUAGGAGGGGUGCUAGCAAUGUCUCGUGCCUUUGGUAAUCGUAUGUUGAAGCAGUUUGUUGUUGCGGAACCUGAGAUCCAGGACCAAGAGAUGGAUGAACAAAUUGAACUGCUUAUUCUUGCAAGUGAUGGACUCUGGGAUGUUGUACAGAAUGACGAUGCUGUUUCUCUUGCCCGCGCAGAAGAGGAGCCCGAGGCAGCUGCUCGCAAGUUAACAGAGGCCGCAUUUUCUCGUGGUAGUGCAGAUAACAUUACAUGCAUUGUGGUGCGCUUUCAUCAUGACAAACCAGACCCCGCUAAUCCUGACAAAGCUGAAUCAGCUACUGAUCAGCAUGAGCAGACAACGUGAAAGCACAAACGAUUGUGUUUGUUAUACACAUUCGCGGUAAAAUUGAAUGAACUGAGCUCACCGCAUGCACCAUGGCUCACUGUGCAUGUCAACAAGCGGUUUGUUUAUUCAUUAGUUUUGUAAUGUGAGUCACUCUCGUUUUCUGAUUUUGGAUUCAUGUUCCGGAAACUUAUUUCAGCGUUUGCAGGUAUAUAUUUCAAGUUUACUGUUUGUAGAGGCAUCAAUUUGGUGUUAUUGUUUUAAUCUAAUAAAUGUAAUGCCCAUUAUUCGGGGAUUGGAGUUCCUUGAAUUGAAGUGCAUGAUGAUUCAGAUUCCCUGGAAAUUUUUUU